AGCGAUAUUUGAAGAUAAAUCUGCGGCUGCUAGCGUCCCGAAAGGAGCUGGUUUUGGAGUGAGGUUGGAGACCCUGCGGGCGACUUCGAGGGCAUGCCCUCGCCCUGGCCUCGCGCCGAGGCCUUUCGUGUUGAAGUCGCCCGUGACCCACCAAACAAAUUGCAUUAACAAACAUAUUAGCAUACCAGCAUCAUCAAAACUACAGGCAGCAGGGCGUGCGACCUACCCGAAAAGCCAUUCUCGCUUCAGUCACCUGCAAAACUCGACUUCGGCCAGGCCUAACAUGCUAUGUGGCAUCACAUGCUGACUGAAACAGAGCGUAGCUAGCGCAAGGCCUUUCGGCGGCCAACCGACGAUGACCGCUGCGUCGGCGAAGGACGACAAAGGGGCGGUGGCUGCGAAGGAUAGAGCGACUGCAAUUGCAAAACAGUCAUCCAGCGGCGACAUGGCUGGUGCAAGCGGCAAGAAGGGCAAGGCGCCCAAGCAAUCCCGGAAGUGGAGCGCAGCGGAGAUAGACGCGGUACUUAAAGCCGUUGCGGCGCUAGGCAGCAGCGAUGAAAUAAACUGGGUGGAGGUGGCGAAGAGCGUCCCGACACGCUCCGGCAACCAGUGCCGCGAGAAGUGGCGCAACGACCUGCGGCCCGACAUUUCCAAGGAGCCAUGGAGCAGCCGCGAAGAGUACAUCGUGUGCAGGGUGCACUGCCAAGUGGGCAACCAAUGGGCUGACAUUGCACGGUUCCUGCCGGGACGCGCGGAGAACUCGAUAAAGAACCACUACAACGCGACACUGCGCUCAAAGGCGGAGGCAAAGGGUACCUCCCUGCUGUGGGUGUACGGCAAGCAGGUCCUGGCCAACGGCGGCUGCACCUCCCUGGAGCUCUUGAACCGGGCGCUGCAGAUGUACGCCGACAUACCCAACGUGGAGCCCCUAGAGUCCUUCGCCGUCGACGACGAGACCCUGGACAUUGGCGGAGGCGGUGGCAGCGGCGGCAGUGGUGGGCGCAGCGGCGGCGGCGCACUGCGACCGGUGGCGCGCGGCGGUAGCCUGUCGGGUGCCGGGCGCCGGCCGCGGAAGAAGCACCGGCGCUGGGGCAGCGGCUCAUCAGAUGAGACCGAGUCGGGGGAGGAUGUGCUGUCUAGCUUCUCAGACUCAACCGACACGGAGGGCGGCGGGCGCACAUCGCACCGUGAAAGCGCGGGCGCGCGGGCGGCCUAUGUAGCAGCCGCAGCGGUGGCCGCGGCGCCGUGCGUCCUAGCGACAGACGAGGCGGCGGCGCCGCUGGCCCCGGCGGUGCCGGCAUCGCCAGCUGCUGGCACGCUCGCAGCAGGCGGCUUCCCAGCACCGUCGCCUACGCCGACGCCGUCCGGCCGACACCACGUGUGUGCGGUGCGGCAUGGGCCGGCAGGCAGGUCCCCCAUGGCUGCUGCGCGGCGUGCCGCGGACACUGCGGCAGUGACCACGGCCACCGCACUGCCGCCGGACCCCUUCAGCGGCGCCUGGUGUGACGCAGGCGGUGGCCUCUGCAGCCCGGGUGGCUUCGGCAGCCAUGCGUCGCUUGGCGAUGACUGGCUGAAGCACGAGGGCGGGGAGCUGAGCCCCACUGCCCUUGGCUUCCACAUGUCUCCUCGCGGCGCUGCCGAUGUUGUCAGGGACUUCUUCGGCGGACCGGGCCCUGACGCGCCGCAAGCACGCAAGCGUUCGCCCACCGCGGGCGCUUCGCCCACUGUCGAUGCAAGCAGCGCUGGUGCGGGGCUAGGCACAGCUGCAGGCGGCAUGAGCCGCGCGGGCUCAGGCCUACACCGCAGCCGAUCGGCCUCUAAGACCGGUGCCGCUGCCGGCAUGCGGCUGUCGCUCGGCGUGGUUGCGUACUCGCCAACGGGGCGCACGUCCCCGCCGCCGCCACCCGUGGUAGUCAUGUCGGAGUGUGAUGUCUUCUGUAUGCCGCCGUCCUACCACCCAGCCCUCGACGGCUCCAGUCCACACCCGUUGCUGGGCCCCGUUGCCCCACAGCAGCAGCCGCUGCAACAGCAGGCGCAAAGGCACGAGGGUCCGGCCUUCGCCGGCCAGCUUCCGCACCUGUCACCGCGCGGGCUUUGUCCAGCAGGCCAGCGUGGUGGGGCCGUGAGCAGCGCCAUACAGCGUGGCUGCAGCGCUCGCCAGCUGCAGCCGCAGUCCAAUCCGGCACCACUACACGCGCUUGGCGCAGGGCCUGCUCGCACUGCCUCGCCGCCGUCACACAUGGCCGUGGAAGACACGCUCAUGGUCGCAGCCUCGCAAGGCCUGGACGACUUUGUCGCCGACCUCGGUGACUUGAGCGAUUUGGGUAACAUCGGCGAUUGUGGCGGCACCUGCUCUGCGGGCGCCCUGCGUGACACAGGGGACGCCGGCAGAGCAGCUGGCGGUCGGGUCGCUGCCGGUGCGUCCACGCUGUCUAUGUCGAGCAGCGAUGAAGCCGCGGGCGGUGCGCUUGGGGCCGCAGCCGUCACAAGCGCCAAAGUGUGCGCGGCGGCUGGCGCCGCGGCAGCAUCAUCCUGUGUGUCCCCGCCGCUGCUGUCCCCUACCGAGCGAUGGCACAAGAGCAUUUUUGACGAGAUGGGAGACGGUGUCGAGCUGGCUGAACUGCUGGCAGACAUCCACUGCGACGGAGCCGCGGCGGCAGCAGCGCUGUCCAUCCGACCAAGCUCAGGCGGCGGUGUUGAAGCCGCAGCAGUGGCAGAGGCCGCCGUGGGCAGCGGUGAUGGCAGUGGGCAUGACCACAGCGAUGCCGUACGCUUGCAGGACCAGCUGAGGCUACGUGCUAAUUCGCUUCCUGGAGUGCUCGCAGCGGCGGCAGCGGCGGCGUUGAAUCCGCUCGGCAUGGCCGCAUGCGGCGGCGGUGCAGCUGGGUGCCCGCCUGGAGUCAUGCAGCUGUUUCAGAGCGGCCUGGAGGUGACUGGUGGAGGCGCCGCUGCAGGGCUCUCAAACCUGCCACUGCCGCUGCAGGCGCUGCAGCUGCUGCAGCUCCAGCAACUCCAACAACUGCAGCAGCUGCAGCAGCGGCUACAGCAGCAACAACAGCGCCAGCAACAUGUCACUGCGGGUACUGACGGCACCAGCGGCGCAGCGGCCCACCUGACCGGUGCCCACAACAACGCGCCAGCACCAACCACCACGGCCUCCAUGGGCAGCACUGACCCAUUCGUUGUAGGCGCCUGCGCCUCGGGAUCUAGCAGCCACCGCACCUGCAGCGCCUCGCCACCGUCCGCAGCUGCAGCUACCCUUGGUACUGGCGCGUCAGCGCAGCCCGCGCCGUUGCCGCUGCUGCCACAGGCGGCAUCAGCCAUGCUUGUGGCAGCGGCGGCAGCUGCUGCUCUGCAGCAACAGCAGCUGGUCCACCACCCGCUCGGAGUGCCAACGUCCCAGUGCACAGCUGCCCUCAAGUCCAGCGUCCUGAAGGCCAGGGCAGCGGCCGCAGCCGCAGCCGCCAGCUGCCUCCAGCAGCAGCAGCCGGGCACACUUCUCGGAAUUGGCGGUCCGCUGUCUUUGGCGGCUAGCGCAGUGGCGGCCGCGGCUGCGGCUGCGGCGGCAACGGCACCGCCUCCGACGCGAAUGAUUCCCAUCGACCAGGGCGGCGUGGCGCUGCCGCCUUCGCUGAUGCAGCAGCAGCGCCACAUCUCAUUGUAACAACACCAGUAGAAUGUGACUGACCUGACAUGACAGACGGGUGGCGUAAGAGGAUACAACAGUUUACAACCUUAUCAGGCUUGAGGUUUUGGCUAAAGGAUACGCGGCAGGUGAUGUGAGCAGGCUUGUGGUAGAUGUGAUACGAAGCGACGGCAAGGGUUUGGAGCUGUGUGUGCUCGUGAUGGGUGUGUCAGUAUGUUUGCUUGGGCCCUGUAACAUGUGGCACCAACGCUAGGCACGGUCUGAACUUAGAUGCACAUUCUGGUAUACACAGUACUGGCACCAAACGCUUCAACGCUGCCAAGUGUCAGUGUCCCACACGCCGCCGCGCACUCUCAUCUCAUUCACCUUUUGAGGGAUCAAGUUCAUUGGCAGGAAGACAGACAGGUGGUAGGUCUGAGAGACGAGGAGCCGUUAGUUGCAGUACGCACCAAUGACGGAUGCGCGCAGGGAAGGUGAAGGGCAGCACCAAGGGCAGCACUGCCGGUGUGUGUGUGUGUGUGUGUGUUGUGUGUGUGUGUGUGUGUGUGUGUGUGUGUGUGCGUGUGCGUGUGUGUGUGUGUGUGUGUGCGUGUGCGUGUGAUAUGUGCGGCAGGUGCAUGGCAGCAAGGGAAGCGGGUCAACCGCUCGACAGACACCCCUGGCAUGGAUUUGCAAUGGAUAGGUACAGCCGCACAAAGUGCAGUGCUGAAGUGCUGCGCGGAUUUUAAGACACGGUAGCGAUCGGUAUUUACAAGUCCAUGAAACGAUUUGAAGCUGAGGGCUGAAUGGCAGCAGCACUUCAAAGGAAUGGCGUCCGUACGGUA
This is a messenger RNA of Chlamydomonas reinhardtii, 4470 nucleotides long. RefSeq lists its product as uncharacterized. Gene Ontology annotation, molecular function: RNA polymerase II cis-regulatory region sequence-specific DNA binding; DNA-binding transcription factor activity, RNA polymerase II-specific. Gene Ontology annotation, cellular component: nucleus. NCBI's taxonomy places the organism in Eukaryota, Viridiplantae, Chlorophyta, Chlorophyceae, Chlamydomonadales, Chlamydomonadaceae. Gene Ontology annotation, biological process: regulation of DNA-templated transcription. The record is from RefSeq and is a predicted model, not a curated record. The coding region runs from base 356 to 3664 and encodes 1102 amino acids. The transcript is spliced from 6 exons.